GUGUAUUUCGCAAUCAUAGUCAAACAAAAACCAACCGAAACAUUAACGGAUAAACUAUGAUGUAGAAGAUCUUUGCCCGUUUAUCUGCUCCCCAAUGCAAUGAGUAUUAUUAGGGUUUAGGAAUACAAAUCUUUGACAUUGAGUAUUGAUCGUUAUGACAUCGCUCAACAAAAUAUAUAUAGAACAUGUAACGGAAAACUAACGAAAUCAUAUGAGUUAAGAAAUAUUUGAAUCCCUAAAAACUUACCUUAUAAGUGAUAUUCAAAAGAUAGGAACAUAACUCCCCUCUAAUGAUUGAAUGAGAUAUAGAAAAUCAAUGUUUUAUUGUAUGAACAAAUGAAAAUCAACAGAUAACUUUCCAUAUAAAACCAAUAUCAAUAGUCAGCUUGAAAUGCAUGUAUGUCUACAACUUGUCAACCUUCUCUUUUGCUAAGAAUCCCAGCCCCAGAUUUUGCAUUAACUCGCUUUCAUUACCAUUCAUAUGAAAUCCUCAUUUCUCACACACAAUUAUUAGGACAACAAAUCUGGAUUCAUUACUAUUAGACCCCUCCUUUAUUUCAUGCUCAAACACAUUGUAAUAGGUUGGCAUGUAUAUGCUCAAUUCUCAGACAGAAUCAAAAUGGAUUUGGUCUCUCAUUCAUGCAUCACAAUUGGCCGACAUUAAAUUUUGCAUCCAAUUGAAAAACAUCAGAAAAUCCAUAGCAUUUCAAGCAGCAUUAAUUAGGUAGCCCCAUGUCUGCUUUAAAUAGAGCAGAGUCUCUUCAGGGCAAGAGCAAACCAGAAAGGCCAUUUCUUCAUUCCCUUCUUCCCAGUUUGCAACAUUUUCAUCUUUUCUUUCUAGCCAUGACUAGAAAGAAGGUGAAACUUGCCUACAUUACUAAUGAUAGUGCUCGAAAAGCAACAUAUAAGAAAAGGAAGAAGGGUCUUAUGAAAAAGGUGAGCGAACUCACCACCCUUUGUGACAUUGAUGCUUGUGCUAUUAUCUACAGCCCCUAUGACUCCCAGCCUGAAAUUUGGCCUUCUCCCUUAGGAGUCCAACGUGUGCUUGCGCAGUUCAAGACCAUGCCUGAAAUGGAGCAAAGCAAGAAGAUGGUGAAUCAAGAGAGUUUCUUGAGGCAAAGAAUCAACAAGGCUCAGGAACAACUCAAGAAGCAAAAGAAAGACAACCGAGAAAAGGAGAUGGCUCGUGUGAUGUUCCAAAGCCUAACUGGAAAGCCUCUCCAGGGCUUGACACUGUCAGACCUAACUGAUCUUGGCUGGGUCAUUGACCAGCACUUGAAGGAGUUACAUCUCAGGAUGAAGAACAUUAAGGAGGAGGUUGUGAAGAGCCAGAACCAAGUACUGCAAGGAGCACAGGGGGUGUCAUCUGCUGUAGCAGAUCAUAGAAUGGUGGCGAUGAAGAGUAAUAGAGAGGACAGUGGCAGCAACAUGGCAAUGAAGAGUGGUGAAGAGGGCAGCAGCAUGCAGCAUGCAGCCCUUGACAGGCAAGCUUUUGAUCACAUGCAUAACAUGGAGGCAAUGCAGCUCCAAAUGAUGCAUAUGGCAGCUCAGAAGCAGCAAAAUCACUGGUUCAUGGAUAUGAUGAAUGCGCCGCAACAACCACCACUGCCACAUCCAGAUAAUCAUGAGCAUAUGGGGUUUACCGGUGAGGAUAUGAUGCUUCCCUUCGCGGAUCAGAACCACAGUACUAUGUGGUCGAAUCCUCCUCCUGCUGGCAGCUUUAAUUUUCCUUGAAAAUUUUAGUUAUGGUGUCUCUAAGUUCUGCAAUAUCUUUCUAAGUGUUCUUCUUCUAGUUUUCGUGCAUGUCUUUCUCUGAACCACAGGUUGUGUGUUUUUCUUUCUUCAACUUAAUUUAUGCACUACAUUGUUAUUGUUAUCUUUAUGUACUUCAUGAUAAUGUUUGAAUAAUAUGUGCUUAUUUCUUUUUCUUUGAAUAAA
Molecule: messenger RNA, 1938 nt
Organism: Rosa rugosa (rugosa rose)
Lineage: Eukaryota; Viridiplantae; Streptophyta; Magnoliopsida; Rosales; Rosaceae
Product: agamous-like MADS-box protein AGL80
Exons: 1
Coding region: 733-1734 (333 amino acids)
Biological process (GO): positive regulation of transcription by RNA polymerase II
Molecular function (GO): DNA-binding transcription factor activity, RNA polymerase II-specific; RNA polymerase II cis-regulatory region sequence-specific DNA binding; protein dimerization activity
Source: RefSeq, a predicted model, not a curated record